AUGGCGGCCGAUGCCUCGGCCCCCACCCGUGAUGAGCACAUUCUCCCCGGACAGGUCUCGGAGCUUGGGCGGCAGCACCACGCACACGGCAGCUUUCACCACCAAAUAAACCAUCUGCACCGGGAAAAGCAGCAACGCGCCCAGCCAUUUCCAAAUCAUCCUCGUGUUCCAGGCAAGUCAGGGAGGCAAAAUUCUCUUCCAACCCGUCACAAAACCAAGUUAACAGAGAAAGAAAACCAAUACCCUUCAUGCACCCCUAGACGGGUGACAAGUCUUCGACCCCCUUCCAAAACUUGGGGCCAAGAGAUUCUUGGACUGGAACAAUCCUUCUCUCCCCCUAAAAAAACUGGGGCUGAGGCGGACGCUGGCUGCCGAGCUGCCGCCUGCGAGCCGGGGCUUGCUGCCUGCCGCCCUGGGCUUGCAGCUGGAACUGAACUCCCCUGUCACCGAGCCAGGCAACCCCUGCCUCCUCCCGAACGAGCACACGCCAGAAAGAAGGAGGAAGGGCAAAGUGUUCGGCAGCUGGGUCCCCCAGCCGGGCUGUUCGCGCUGUUGAGCGUUAGGCAGAUUUACCUUGAAGCAGUGAAAAACAGCAGUUACUACAUUGUACAAAUGUACAAAAGCAAGAAGCAAAAGCAGGCUUAUAGUAAAACUGAAGUUACUGUAUCUUGCCUGUAUAUGGUGAAAAGAAUUCUAGUUGCUUUUGUAUUACUGGUGUUAAUUGCUAUGGAUUAUAAUUCCUUCAAGGCAGAGAUUCCUCCUGAUGUUGACCAUCCAUCAAAGCUCCGCUUCUAUCAUUGCGUAUACACUCUGAUGGAAAUUCUGGCAAAAAACUUAGAAAGUUUGGGUAUUUUUGAGGAGCACAUACUUAUGAGGUUGAUUACUGAUGGACUGCCGGCAUGUAGGGAUUCAAAGCUCUUCAUAAAGGAUCUACAUUUCGAUGAGGUGCCAGUGAGGAUUUACCUCCCAAGAGUACCAUCUGCAAGCAAACGGAGAGGAGUCAUCUUCUUCCAUGGAGGCUGUGGGAUGUUUGGAAGCAUCAGAAGUCAUGAAAGGAUAUGCCGGUGCAUAGCCAGAAAAUCUGACUCAGUGGUUGUGUCUGUCGGGUAUCAUUUAUCUCCUGAGCAUAAGUAUCCAUCCCAAAAUUUGGACUGUCUCGCUGCUACUGUACACUUUAUGAAGACUGCAGAAAACUACGGGGUGGAUCCUGGUCGGAUUAUUGUUUGCGGGGAUAGUGCAGGGGGCACUUUUACUGCCAGCGUUUGCCAAGAACUGGUAAAUAGAAGAGAUAUCCCAAAAAUAUGUGCCCAGGUACUGAUCUAUCCACUUCUCCAAGCAUUGAACUUUAAUCUGCCAUCUCACCAGAAAAAUGCUUUCGUCGCCUUCUUGUCCCGAGAACGUACAGUCCGUUUUAUUCUGAAGUACUUGAAAAAGGAUUGCUCUAUGAAGGAAGCUAUUUUGGCAGGUUCUCAUGUUCCUGAGAGUAUGAAUUUGAAGUAUAGGAAAUGGAUAAAUCCAGAUCUUAUCCCAGAGAUAUUUAAACUGGGCUAUAAACCACCGUUACCCACUUCAUUUUUACCUCAAGUCCAUGAAGAAGCGAAAGAACUGUUUAACACAAGAUUUUCCCCCCUGUUAGCAGAAGAUGCUGUUGUUUGCUGCCUACCUGAUACCUGUAUAAUUACCUGUGAGCAUGAUGUGCUCAGAGAUGAUGGAUUGUUGUACAAGAAACGGUUAGAGGACAACAACGUAAAAGUGACCUGGUACCACAUGAAGGAAGGUUUCCACUGUGCCCUGGCAUUUUUUGGUUAUGGUAUUUUCUCUUUUCCAUCGUCAAGUAAAAUGGUGAACUACACCGUAAACUUUAUAAAAGGCUAUUAA
This is a messenger RNA of Phaethon lepturus (White-tailed tropicbird), 1878 nucleotides long. RefSeq names its product arylacetamide deacetylase-like 4. Bases 1 to 1878 code for a protein of 625 amino acids. The record is from RefSeq and is a predicted model, not a curated record. Gene Ontology annotation, molecular function: hydrolase activity. Lineage: Eukaryota; Metazoa; Chordata; Aves; Phaethontiformes; Phaethontidae. The transcript is spliced from 8 exons.